This is a messenger RNA of Onychostoma macrolepis, 868 nucleotides long. It is a transcript of the gene hes3, whose product is annotated as hairy-related 3. Gene Ontology annotation, molecular function: protein dimerization activity; DNA-binding transcription factor activity, RNA polymerase II-specific; RNA polymerase II cis-regulatory region sequence-specific DNA binding. Bases 173 to 868 code for a protein of 231 amino acids. NCBI's taxonomy places the organism in Eukaryota, Metazoa, Chordata, Actinopteri, Cypriniformes, Cyprinidae. The transcript is spliced from 5 exons. Gene Ontology annotation, cellular component: nucleus. Gene Ontology annotation, biological process: anterior/posterior pattern specification; regulation of neurogenesis; regulation of transcription by RNA polymerase II. The record is from RefSeq and is a predicted model, not a curated record.
CCUCGGACAGGAGGCGUUCCUCUGAUUCUCCUCGCUUCGCUCUUUGAAGGGAACAUCUGUGAGAAUUCUACUUCUCUUUGAGAACAUGAUACUAGGGAGAAUUCCUUCACUCCGACACAAGGAAGUUGGAUAAUUCACCUGGGUAUCUAAGCGCAACGAGCAUUUGAGGACAAUGGCUGCAGCAUCAGAGAGAGUGGUAACGGCGAAAACUCAGAGCGGUAAAAAGGUGUCCAAACCACUGAUGGAGAAGAAAAGACGAGCACGUAUCAAUAAAUGUUUGAAUCAGUUGAAAAGUCUCCUGGAGAGUGUCUGUUCGAAUAAUAUCCGCAAGCGAAAAUUGGAAAAGGCUGACAUUUUGGAGCUGACGGUUAAACAUCUGAUGCAUCUGCAAAACACCCAAAGAGGAACGCCCACAGUUUGUGACUCUGCUGAAUAUCAUGCUGGCUACAGAAGUUGUCUCGCCACAGUCAGUCAUUAUCUUCUAGCUUCGGACGCAGACAGAGAUUCCCGCUCCAUCAUGCUGACACAUCUGAGGAGCGGUUCUGACCUCGUUCCUGAUUUCAGUACCGCGGAGAGCGACCCCGCUCGGAUCACUGCUUCAACUUGUACACUUCGCCGAUCACACAAAGCUCCGCUUAAAACAGACGCUCUUUAUCCCAACUUGCAGCAAACUUCAGACAGAUAUUACUGCUCUAUGCCGAAGAGGAUUGAGAUAUGUGAGACGGACAAAAUAUCAUUUAACGCACAGGCUGGAACCCAUGGAUCCAAGAAGCUCAAAACCACACACUUCAGUCUUAAAAAUACAAAGGUUGACGAGUGCUGCAACUUUUCUGAAGCCUUGAAACAUAAUUAUUGGCGACCUUGGUAA